AUGUUUGAAGCCAACAAACCGGACAACAAUUAUUCAGCCAUCAAUACAAAAAUAACCAAUCUUUUGAAUUUGCCAGUAGAAACAAAUUUACCUCCGAUUUCAAAGGUGAGUAGGUACUCGAAUUUCUAGGAUCAGAUUUUUUGUGGUUACUGUACUAAAUAAAUCAUAGUUUUUUUCUUUAGGUCUUUGUUGGUUAUCCCUCAUCUUCUCAGGUGGCUGAAAGGAGCUGCGAGGAUAAAUAG
Porites lobata is the source of this 242-nucleotide messenger RNA. NCBI's taxonomy places the organism in Eukaryota, Metazoa, Cnidaria, Anthozoa, Scleractinia, Poritidae. The record is from the annotation of a GenBank genome assembly.